Messenger RNA from Phacochoerus africanus (Common warthog), 6568 nucleotides. RefSeq names its product ATPase copper transporting alpha (gene ATP7A). Gene Ontology annotation, biological process: monoatomic cation transport. The record is from RefSeq and is a predicted model, not a curated record. Bases 285 to 4787 code for a protein of 1500 amino acids. Lineage: Eukaryota; Metazoa; Chordata; Mammalia; Artiodactyla; Suidae. Gene Ontology annotation, cellular component: membrane. Gene Ontology annotation, molecular function: ATP hydrolysis activity; copper ion binding; ATPase-coupled monoatomic cation transmembrane transporter activity. The transcript is spliced from 23 exons.
GUGGGGGGGGAGAGGGAAGGUGCGGUAAAGCCUGCUCCCCGGCACCGGCCGGGGGUGGAGCAAGAGAAGAAGCAGAGGGCGGGGUUGGCGCCAACGCCGCCGUCGCGGUCGCGGUCAACGCCGCCGCCGUCGUCGUCGCCAUCGCCGCCGUGGCUACUCUGACUUUUCCCGGUGCGUGAGGUCGGAUCCUGCGCUCUUGGAUUUGACUCUCCCCUCGGCUGCGUAGCUUCGGAGAUUUAACGAACCUAGGACAGAAAAAACAGGAAAGUAAAGAAGUAAACGAAAUGGACCUAAAUAUGAGUGUGAAUUCUGUCACCAUCUGUGUUGAGGGGAUGACAUGUAGUUCCUGUGUUUGGACCAUUGAACAGCACAUUGGAAAACUGAAUGGUGUACAUCACAUUAAAGUUUCACUGGAAGAAAAAAAUGCAACUAUUAUUUAUGACCCUAAACUACAUACUCCAAAGACCCUACAGGAUGCUAUUGAUGACAUGGGCUUUGAUGCUAUUCUCCACAAUCCUAAGCCUCUCCCUGUUUUAACUGAGACUGUGUUUCUGACGGUUGCUGCUUCACUGGCUCCACCGUGGGACCAUAUCCAAGGCACAUUGCUCAAGACCAAAGGUGUGACAGACAUUAAAAUUUCCCCUCAGCAGAGAACUGCAGUGGUGACAAUAAUCCCUUCUGUAGUGAAUGCCAAUCAGAUAAUAGAGCUGGUUCCAGAUCUCAGUUUAGAUACUGGAACUCUGGAGAAAAAGUCAGGAAUUUAUGAAGAUUACAGUAUGGCUCAAGCAGGUGAAGUCAUGCUUAAGAUGAAGGUGGAAGGGAUGACCUGCCACUCAUGUACUAGCACCAUUGAAGGAAAAAUUGGAAAAUUGCAAGGUGUUCAACGAAUUAAAGUUUCCCUGGACAACCAAGAAGCUACUAUCAUUUAUCAACCUCAUCUUAUCACAGUAGAGGAAAUAAAAAAGCAGAUUGAAGCUGUGGGCUUUCCAGUAUUCAUCAAAAAACAGCCUAAGUACCUCAAGUUGGGAGCUAUUGAUAUAGAACGUCUAAAGAACACACCAGUCAAAUCCUUGGAAGGAUCACCACAAAGGAGUACAUCAUAUACCAAUAAUUCAACAGUCAUUUUCAUCAUAGAUGGCAUGCAUUGUAAAUCAUGUGUGUCAAAUAUUGAAAGUGCUUUAUCUACACUCCAGUAUGUAAGCAGCAUAGUAGUUUCUUUAGAGAAUAGAACUGCCAUAGUAAAGUACAAUGCAAGUUUAGUCACUCCAGAAACUCUGAGAAAAGCAAUAGAGGACAUAUCACCAGGGCAAUAUAGAGUUACUAGUACAAGUGACAUUGAGUGUACCUCAAACUCUCCCUCCAGCUCAUCUCUUCAAAAGAGUCCUUUGAACAUAGUGAGCCAACCUCUGACUCAAGAAGCAGUAAUAAACAUUGAUGGCAUGACUUGUAACUCUUGUGUGCAGUCUAUUGAGGGCGUCAUAUCAAAAAAGCCUGGUGUAAAAUACAUACAGAUAUCCCUUGCAAAUGGCAAAGGGACUGUUGAGUAUGAUCCUUUACUAACCUCUCCAGAAACCUUGAGAGAAGCAAUAGAAGACUUGGGAUUUGAUGCUUCCUUGUCAGAUACAAAUGAGCCAUUGGUAGUAAUAGCUCAGUCCUCAUCGGAAAUGCCACUUUUGACCUCAACUAAUGAAUUUAAUUCCAAAAUGAUGACACCAGUUCAUGACAAGGAGGAGACAAAGACUUCAUCUAAGUGUUACAUACAGGUCACUGGGAUGACCUGUGCUUCCUGUGUAGCAAACAUUGAACGGAAUUUAAGACGAGAAGAAGGAAUAUAUUCUGUACUUGUCGCUCUGAUGGCUGGUAAGGCAGAAGUAAGAUAUAACCCUGCUGUUAUACAACCCUUGAUGAUAGCAGAGUUAAUCCGAGAGCUUGGAUUUGGAACCACUGUGAUGGAAAAUACUGAUGAAGGAGACGGUGUUUUGGAACUUGUUGUGAGAGGAAUGACGUGUGCCUCCUGUGUACAUAAAAUAGAGUCUACUCUCACAAAACACAGAGGAAUCUUCUACUGCUCUGUAGCCCUGGCAACCAACAAGGCACAUAUUAAAUAUGAUCCAGAAAUUAUUGGUCCCAGAGAUAUUAUUCAUGUAAUUGAAAGCUUAGGUUUUGAAGCUUCUUUGGUCAAGAAGGAUCGGUCAGCAAGUCACCUAGACCAUAAACGAGAAAUCAGACAAUGGCGACGGGCCUUUCUUGUGAGCCUGUUUUUCUGUAUUCCUGUAAUGGGGCUGAUGAUAUAUAUGAUGGUUAUGGACCACCACCUUGCAACUCUUCACCAUAAUCAGAACAUGAGCCAAGAAGAAAUGAUCAACAGUCAUUCUUCUAUGUUCCUGGAGCGUCAGAUCCUGCCAGGAUUGUCCAUUAUGAAUUUGCUAUCUUUUUUAUUGUGUAUACCUGUACAGUUUUUUGGAGGCUGGCACUUCUACAUUCAGGCCUACAAAGCACUGAAGCAUAAAACUGCAAAUAUGGAUGUAUUGAUUGUGCUGGCAACCACCAUUGCAUUUGCUUACUCUUUGGUUAUUCUUCUGGUUGCAAUGUAUGAGAGAGCCAAAGUGAACCCUGUAACUUUCUUUGACACGCCUCCUAUGUUAUUUGUGUUUAUUGCACUAGGCCGGUGGCUGGAACAUAUAGCAAAGGGCAAAACUUCAGAGGCUCUUGCCAAACUAAUAUCACUACAAGCUACAGAAGCAACAAUUGUAACUCUCGACUCUGAUAAUAUCCUCCUGAGUGAAGAACAAGUGGAUGUGGAACUUGUACAACGUGGAGACAUCAUUAAAGUGGUUCCAGGAGGCAAGUUUCCAGUGGAUGGGCGUGUUAUUGAAGGACAUUCUAUGGUAGAUGAGUCCCUCAUCACAGGGGAGGCAAUGCCUGUGGCUAAGAAAUCUGGCAGCACUGUUAUUGCAGGUUCUAUUAACCAGAAUGGGUCACUCCUUAUACGCGCAACUCAUGUUGGAGCAGACACAACUCUUUCUCAAAUUGUCAAACUUGUGGAGGAGGCACAAACAUCAAAGGCUCCUAUCCAGCAGUUUGCAGACAAACUCAGUGGCUACUUUGUUCCUUUUAUUGUUAUUAUUUCCAUUGCUACCCUUUUGGUUUGGAUUAUAAUUGGAUUUGCGAAUUUCGAAAUCAUGGAAACCUACUUUCCUGGCUACAACAGAAGUAUCUCCCAAACAGAAACAAUAAUACGCUUUGCUUUCCAAGCCUCUAUCACAGUUCUGUGCAUUGCAUGCCCAUGUUCACUGGGACUGGCCACUCCAACUGCCGUGAUGGUGGGUACAGGAGUAGGUGCUCAAAAUGGCAUACUAAUCAAAGGUGGUGAGCCACUGGAGAUGGCUCAUAAGGUAAAGGUAGUGGUAUUUGAUAAGACUGGAACCAUUACCCAUGGAACCCCAGUAGUGAAUCAAGUAAAAGUUCUAGUGGAAAGUAACAGAAUAUCACGCAGUAAGAUCCUGGCCAUUGUGGGAACUGCUGAAAGUAACAGUGAACACCCUCUAGGAGCAGCCAUAACCAAAUAUUGCAAGCAGGAACUGGACACUGAAACCUUGGGUACCUGCAUAGAUUUCCAGGUUGUGCCAGGCUGUGGUAUUAGCUGUAAAGUCACCAAUAUUGAAGGCUUGCUACGUAAGAAUAACUGGAAAAUAGAGGAAAAUAAUAUUAAAAAUUCAUCCCUGCUUCAAAUAGAUGCAAGUAAUGAACAGUCAUCAACUUCGUCUUCCAUGAUUAUUGAUGCUCAUCUCUCAAAUGGUCUUAAUGCUCAGCAGUACAAAGUUCUCAUUGGUAACCGGGAGUGGAUGAUUAGAAAUGGUCUUGUCAUUAAUAACGAUGUAGAUGAUUCCAUGACUGAACAUGAGAGAAAAGGUCGGACUGCUGUAUUAGUGGUGGUUGAUGAUGAACUGUGUGGCUUGAUAGCUAUUGCUGAUACAGUGAAGCCUGAAGCAGAAUUGGCUGUCCAUAUUCUGAAAUCUAUGGGCUUAGAAGUAGUUCUGAUGACUGGAGACAACAGUAAAACAGCUAGAUCUAUUGCUUCUCAGGUUGGCAUUACUAAGGUGUUUGCUGAAGUUCUACCUUCCCACAAAGUUGCUAAGGUGAAGCAACUUCAAGAGGAGGGGAAACGGGUAGCAAUGGUAGGAGAUGGAAUCAAUGACUCCCCAGCUCUGGCAAUGGCUAAUGUUGGAAUUGCCAUUGGCACAGGCACUGAUGUAGCCAUUGAAGCAGCUGAUGUGGUUUUGAUAAGGAAUGAUCUUCUGGACGUAGUAGCAAGUAUUGACUUAUCAAGGAAGACAGUCAAGAGGAUUCGGAUAAAUUUUGUCUUUGCUCUAAUUUAUAAUCUGAUUGGAAUUCCCAUAGCUGCUGGAGUUUUUUUGCCCAUUGGUUUGGUUUUGCAGCCCUGGAUGGGAUCUGCUGCAAUGGCUGCUUCAUCUGUUUCAGUAGUACUUUCUUCUCUCUUCCUUAAACUUUACAGGAAACCAACUUAUGAGAAUUAUGAACUGCAUGCCCGAAGCCAGAUGGGACAGAAAACUCCUUCAGAAAUAAGUGUUCAUGUUGGAAUAGAUGAUACCUCAAGAAAUUCUCCUAAACUGGGUUUGCUGGACAGGAUUGUUAAUUACAGCAGAGCCUCCAUAAACUCACUACUGUCUGAUAAACGAUCCAUAAACAGUGUUGGUACCAGUGAGCCUGAUAAGCACUCACUCCUGGUGGGAGACUGCAGGGAAGAUGAUGAUAGUGCAUUGUAACAAGCCACAGAGAGUGCUGCUAGGUGAUGAUGUUCUGCACUGACACAACAUUCAUGGUUACAUUAGCUUUUUAAUAGAUUGCAGGAUUUUAUGUUGGUCUCAUGCUCUUAUGUUAGGGAAUCUAUUUGAGUUGCAUUUGUCUAAUGGCAAAAAUAUCUUUUUCAGGAUAUCAGCUUGGAACCUAGCUUCAUUGAAAAUUAUUUUCCAGAGUCUUUUGUUUUCACUAGCAACAGAUAACAUAGACCAAUACGGUUUACAAGUCCUACAAUGGAAGAUUGCCAAAUUGCUGCUGAAGUGAUAGAUAAUUUUUUAUUUGACCAAAAAAAUUUCAAAGAAAGGAUAACUAAAAAUCUGAAGAUUUGGGUACAUAAUCUUGAGAUUUUUUGAGCUCUCCUCCCUGCCAGAUUGGAGAGCAGUGGCUUUCAAAGCACUGUAUAAAGCAUCUAGAAGGAAAGAUGGAAAAAUAGUAGAAACUGUUUAAAAAUAGAUGUGCCUUGUUUAUUACAGGCUUUCUCCCUCCCCCCCGCCCCUUAUUUUCCCUGCAUCUUUGUCUUUGCAGUUGCUUUAUUAGAUGUCCCAGUGAGUUUUCUUUUGUUAUCUUCUUUCAAGUGAGCUAAGGGUAGGUGGAUUCUUAUUGACAAAGAUAACUGACAACUUUUCCAGUAUCUUGUUUGUUUCUUUAUCCUGUAGGUCAAAAAACCUUAAAGGCCCAAGAGUUUUCCCUGCUUCCCAUCUUUCCAUUAUUGUAAAAAAUACAUCAGAUUCUUCAAUGACUACUUAGCUCUUUGUAAGCUUUUAGUUCACUCCUGCUGAGUUCAGCUCUGUGUUGUUCUUAGUUUUGUCCAACAGCCUCAGUCCAGAAACUUAAGAUUUUGAGCCUCUUUUACAACUGAUUUUUUUCACAGAUUGACACUACCAUCUUUAGCAUAUACAGGUUAUAUAAAAUUACCUGGAUUCACUAAAUUUGUCCUUUUUCAAGGAGCGAAUGCAAGACAUUAACUAAUAUUUAUAAUUUAAUAGAUUUUCUUUUAGUGUUUUAGAUAAUCUUAAAAUUACUUUAAAAUAAUGCUGUUGCACAAAGCUGCUUUUACCAAAAAUUACAAUAAAUUGUAAUAUAGCAGUUCUCUGGUGGCUCAGCAGGUUAAGGAUCUGGCAUUGUCACUGCUGUGGCUUGGGUAGCUGCCAUGGAGCAGGUUUGAUCCCUGGCCCAGGAACUUCUACAUGCCAUAGACAUGUCCAAAAAAAAUAUAAUACAGAAAUGAGAAUUUCUGCAUGUUGCCAUACUUUUUAGCCAAUUUUGUGCUUUUCUCUAGUUUAAAACAUUUGCACUUACUAUUUAGUAUGGUUGGCAAAUUCAUAGGCUUGUUCUCAUUGCCAUCUAAAUUUAAAAGUUCUGCUGUUAGUUUUUGGGAGUUAAUACACUGGUCAGAGAUCUGGUAUUUGAAUCACUAUUUAAAUUUCCUUGUUAACUGCAAGAUGGAUUUCAGAAGUAGAUUAUGGAAAUGAAGAAAACUCAUAAAUAAUUGUUCCUGUUGCCAUAUGUAAAGCUGCUAGCACAAUGCCUAGCACAUAGGAUUUGUACUCAGUAAAUGUUAGUUCUUAUUUCCCCAUGAGGUCAGUAAUAAAUACUAAAAAUUGUUUUUUACAGAGCAGAGUCUGAAAUCAGGUGGUAGUGGGAGAUGGGUUCCUCUCCUACUUCCUUUUUCUCUUUUGCUUUUUUUCUUUUUGUGUCUUUUUAGGGCUGUAUGUACGGCAUAUAAAAGUUUUCAGGGAGUUCCCGU